AUGAUUGCGAGAGAUAACUCGAGUUGUUGGGAGAGAGGAAACGGGACGGUGUGGGAUUUUAACUACCCUUCCUUCGCGGUUUCGGCGACGGCUGAGGAGGUGGUGGCUAGGGUUUUUAAUCGGGUGGUGACAAAUGUUGGAGGGAGUGGGAAUGCGAGUUAUAGGGCGGUGGUGGAGUCGCCGGAAGGGGUUAGGGUUCGAGUGAGUCCUGGGGUGUUGGGGUUUAGAGCGGUGGGGGAGAGGUUGAGGUUUGUGGUGACGGUGGAAGGUGCGGUGGCGGCGAAUUCGACGGUGUCCGGGUCGUUGGUUUGGGACGAUGGUGUUCAUAAGGUUAGGAGCCCGAUUGUUGUGUUUGAUGUGUAUAUAGCAUACAUGGGCAACCGUCCAAACAGCCAAGCUUCUCUUCCCGCGCUACACUUCGGCUUGCUUCACCGCAUCAUUGGCAGUGCUAAGGUCGCCUCCGAUUCCUUGAUCUACAGCUACCACCGGACCUUCAACGGCUUCGCUGCCAGACUAACGGAGGCCGAGCAUCAGAAACUUUCCGCCUAUGAAGGUGUAGUUUCUGUGUUCCCGAACAAGAUCGCGAAGCUCCACACUACGAGAUCAUGGGAUUUCAUCCGCUACCCCAAGAAUGCUUCGAAAUCCACCCGCCGCCAACAGAGCAACCUGAUCAUCGGAGUGCUCGACACCGGAAUAUGGCCGGAGUCCCCGAGCUUCGACGAUUCCGGGUACGGCCCACCUCCAAAGAAAUGGAAGGGUAGCUGCCAAUCGUCCUCCAAUUUCACCUGCAACAAUAAGAUAAUUGGAGCUAGGUACUACAAUGCGGAAGGAGAUUAUGGUCCAGGAGACAUCCCUUCGCCGCGGGAUUCCGAAGGCCAUGGAAGUCACACUGCAUCCACUGCAGCAGGGAACUUUGUCACCCCUGCUAAUCUCUAUGGCAUCGCCAACGGGACUGCCCGCGGAGGGGUCCCCGCGGCUCGAAUCGCAGUCUACAAGAUCUGCUGGGCUUAUGGAUGUUCAUAUGUUGAUAUUAUGAAAGCUUUUGAUGAUGCUUGUUCUGAUGGAAUCGACAUGGUCUCGCUCUCGGUCGGUGGUUCGCCGUUGGAGUAUUUCCGUGACCCCAUUGCUAUUGGGGCUUUCCAUUGCAUGAAGAAGGGAAUUUUAACCUCCAACUCGGCUGGCAACUCCGGUCCUUUUCCUGGAUCAGUCUCCAAUAACUCUCCUUGGUCACUUACUGUUGCUGCAAACACCAUUGACAGAAAGUUGACGACCAAUGUCAUGUUGGGUAAUGGCGAAAUUUAUAAUGGGAGCUCUCUCAACACUUUUGUGCCCAAUAAACCGAUGUACCCCCUUAUAUACGGUGGAGAUGCACCAAAUAGGACUGCAGGAUAUGAUGGGUAUUGCUACUCGGGUUCCUUGGAUAGAAACCUGGUGCAAGGGAAAAUUGUUUAUUGUGAGGUUGCCAGCCAGGGAGAUGGACCUAUAGAAGCUGGUGCUGCUGGUGCCAUUAUGGGAAACUAUCCACAGGGAGAUGUGGCGUUUCCUUUCCUUCUUCCAGUGUCUCUCUUGAACGAAACGGAUGGAAGCGAUGUUUUGACGUACUCGAACUCAACCAGCAAUGCAACUGCUACCAUAAGGAGAAGUACAGAAGCCACAGAUAAGUUGCCAUCAAUGGUUGCUCUCUUUUCAUCAAGGGGUCCAAAUACAAUCACUCCUAAUAUUCUCAAGCCAGAUAUAGCCGCACCAGGAGUAGACAUUCUAGCGGCUUGGUCUCCAGUGAGUCCUAUAACCGAGUUACCAGCAGAUCCUAGAUUCUCUUAUUACAACAUCAUCUCAGGAACAUCAAUGGCUUGUCCGCAUGCGACUGGGGCUGCUGCUUAUGUCAAAUCCUUUCACCCCACAUGGUCCCCUUCUGCUAUCAAGUCUUCCCUCAUGACCACAGCUUCUCCAAUGAGUUCUGAGGCCACCCCUGAUGCUGAACUUGCCUAUGGAGCAGGGAAGCUUAAUCCUGUGAAGGCUGUGAAUCCUGGGCUGAUAUAUGAUGCUGAACCAGUAGACUAUGUCAAGUUCUUGUGUGGACAAGGCUACAGCACAAGGGUGUUGCGGCUUAUAACCGGAGAUCGCUCUGCUUGUUCUCAAGCGAUCAAUCAGACAGUUUUUGAGCUGAACUACCCAUCUUUUGCCCUCUCGGUCUCCGGUUCUUCAAGUAAUGUCAGCAGAACCUAUAAGAGGGUUGUGACUAAUGUUGGAGUAGCAAAUUCCAGUUAUAAGGCGAUUGUGAGUGCCACACCUGGGCUGAAGAUCCACGUGGCUCCUGGUGUCCUGUCUUUCAAUUCUCUUGGUGAGAAGAAGUCGUUUACCUUGAGUAUUCAAGGAGCCAUGGCUGGGAACAUAAGCUCGGCUUCUUUGACGUGGGAUGAUGGAGAGCAUCGAGUGAGGAGUCCCAUUGCUGUGUUUUCAACCGAGCUUUAGGACAAAUUGAUGGAGCUGGCAAAGUGAGGUGCAAGCUGCAGAGGAAUGAGGGAAAGCACGGAUAUUAUUCAUGAGUCAUAUUGAUAGUUGAUUUUCUUAUGGGGAAAGGAUUCGAAGUUCAAUCUUAUGUUGCUGUAUUUGUUUUUUAUUUAUUUGAUGUAAUGACGAAUUAGAUGCGGAGAUGUGGGCAGGACUCAGGAUUACCUGAUGCGAUCCUUUGUUUGAACCUGUGGUUGAUGCCGAUGUCUGUAAUAGUUAUACAUUGUGUACAUGGGCGACCGCCCCAAGGCGGAUGUCCCACCUUCCGCACUCCACCGCAGCUUGCUCCACCGCGCCACCGGCAGUCUAAGACUUGCAGCAGAUUCCUUGGUCUAUAGCUACCACAGGAGCUUCAACGGCUUUGCUGCCAAGCUGACCGAGUCCCAGAAGGACAGACUAGCCGGAUACAAAGAUGUAGUGUCUGUGUUCCCUAGUCGGAUGAAAAAACUCCACACCACAAGAUCCUGGGACUUUCUGGGUUUCCCACAGAACGUCACAAGAGCAACGGUGGAGAGCGACAUUAUCAUCGGAAUGCUCGACACCGGAGUUUGGCCUGAAUCCCAAAGCUUCAACGAUUCAGGCUAUGGUCCUCCUCCAAAGAAAUGGAAGGGCACCUGCCAGUCCUCUUCCAAUUUCACCUGCAACAAUAAAAUCAUUGGAGCUAGAUACUACCACACUGAAGCCAACUUUACUACAAAAGAUUUCUCAUCCCCCAGAGAUUCCGAAGGUCAUGGGACUCACACUGCAUCCACUGCAGCAGGCAGCAUUGUAACACCUGCCAGUGUCCUUGGCAUUGCUUCUGGGACAGCCCGGGGAGGGGUGCCCUCUGCCAGAAUCGCUGUUUACAAAAUUUGCUGGUCCGCUGGAUGCUCCGACGCGGACAUUUUAGCAGCGUUCGAUGAUGCCAUCGCAGAUGGAGUCGACAUAAUCUCCCUCUCGGUUGGUGGGUUUUCUGCAGUGGAUUAUUUUGAAGACUCCAUUGCUAUUGGGGCUUUCCAUUCCAUGAAGAACGGAAUUCUUACGUCCAACUCAGCUGGUAAUGCUGGCCCUGCUCCUAAAACUGUCUCGAAUUGCUCUCCUUGGUCGCUUUCCGUGGCUGCUAGCACCACAGACAGAAAGUUUGCGACUAAUGUGAAGUUGGGCAAUGGAAAGGUUAUCAAGGGAAGCUCUCUGAAUACAUUUGAGCCUGGUCAGAAGAUGUAUCCCAUAAUCUAUGGUCGCGAUGCGCCAAAUAAGACGUCUGGUGGUGAUGCGUCAAGGUACUGUUAUCCAGGCUCAUUGGACAAGGAUCUCGUGCAAGGGAAGAUUGUGUACUGUGAUGAUGCUUCCGGUUCCGUAGAGGGACAGAUCGAAGCGGGCGCCAUUGGUUCUGUAAUUCAAUCUUCUUCACCUUAUGCAGAAAUGGAAUCUCCAUUCCCUUUACCCGUUUCCCUCCUGGGUGCUGCUACUGGAGCUGAACUUCUGGAAUACUUAAAUUCAACAAGUUAUCCAACUGCAGUGAUAUCGAAGACCUCUGAAUACGUAGAUUCUAGUUCAUCCCCUCAUGUGGUGUUCUUUUCAUCAAGGGGUCCUAAUCCCAUAACAAGUGACAUCCUUAAGCCGGACUUGACAGCACCAGGAUUGAACAUCUUGGCUGCAUGGUCUGAAGGAACCACUUUGUCAGGUCAAACUGGAGACAAGAGAAUCGUCCCAUAUAACAUCAUCUCUGGGACAUCCAUGUCUUGCCCCCACGUGUCGGGAGCUGCUGCUUAUGUUAAAUCGUUUCACCCUACUUGGUCUCCUGCUGCCAUUAAGUCUGCUCUAAUGACAACAGCUCGUUCGUUGAGUGUCAAAGACAAUGCUGACGCGGAGUUUGCAUAUGGGUCGGGCCAAAUCGAUCCUGCAAGAGCUGCAGAUCCUGGACUAGUAUAUGAUGCAAGGGAGAGUGAUUAUGUUAAGUUGCUUUGCGGCCAAGGAUACACCACAAAACAACUCCGCCUUGUGACAGGAGAUCAAAUUGCUUGUUCAACGAAGACGAACGGGACAGUGUGGGAUCUGAACUAUCCUUCUUUCGCUCUAUCGUCGUCCACGUCUGGGAACUCUGUGACCCAAGUGUUUCACAGGACCGUCACUAAUGUUGGGAAGCCGGUGUGUAGCUACAGGGCGACGGUAAAUGCACCGUCGGGGCUUAAGGUUCAGGUUGUGCCAGAUGCGCUUAACUUCAAGAGCGUUGGUGAGAAACAAGAGUUUGUUGUGACAGUCACUGCUGCAUUGGGGAACUCUACGAUCUCUGGUUCUCUGACUUGGAGUACUAGUGAUGGCGGCCACAUGGUUAGAAGCCCAAUUGUGGCGUUUGUGCGUGACUGAUGUAAAGCGGUUCAAAACCAAAUUUAGAUUUUCUCAAUGUCGUUAGCAAUUCAGUUAUCGAUUUGUUGAUGUUUUCAAUAUGAUUCAUGGUAUCAAUAUGGUAAAAAACAAUUUGCAUAUCCUUUUUCUGGAAAAAAUCCAAAACUACC
Messenger RNA from Linum tenue, 5006 nucleotides. NCBI's taxonomy places the organism in Eukaryota, Viridiplantae, Streptophyta, Magnoliopsida, Malpighiales, Linaceae. The record is from the annotation of a GenBank genome assembly.